Messenger RNA from Cydia pomonella (codling moth), 1917 nucleotides. RefSeq lists its product as uncharacterized. The record is from RefSeq and is a predicted model, not a curated record. The coding region runs from base 459 to 1688 and encodes 409 amino acids. The transcript is spliced from 3 exons. Lineage: Eukaryota; Metazoa; Arthropoda; Insecta; Lepidoptera; Tortricidae.
UCACUGUGACAAGGUACGAAAUGGGUCACAAAUUAAAUCUUUUGACUGUACUACACGUGUACCAGUCACUUGUAGAGACGUGUUAUCCGCAUGAAUGUUGUUUAACCAGAGCCGUGGGUUAAAUAUCUCUGCAGCUGCACUAAACUCGACAUAACAGCAUCGCACAAUAUUAUAAAAUGUUGGUAUACAUAAACUGUAAAAUAAAGUGCUCAAGUUUUAUUCAAUAAGUACGUUACCUCCUUUUAACCGAAAAACCUACGACAAUUUUCCGUCCUUUGUGAAUUGUAACAUUUAAUUAUUGUGCUGUUUUUAGAAUACUAAACGGCUACGAUUGUGUAGGUAAAGAACAGUAAAUAAACAUAUACGCACGCAUACACAUGCGCAAGAUUUAUGUCCACAGAGAAUUGCAGAAUAUCAACCACUUUAACCCAAACAUUAAACAAUUUUCAUAGUUCUUCAUGAUUCUCACGCUUCUGGGUAUAAAGACAAACAUUUACUUCAGUUCCUCAUUUGUGAUUAAGCAGGGCAAUAUGCGUCUCUUGCUCUUACUUCAUUUAAUCUUUAUUAUCGAAGCAAGACCUAAAAAACUCCGCAGUCAAUCUAGACCACAUAAUAAAGGAUUUAAUGUGGACACGGACCCUAACAUAUAUGACAACUCGAUACCAAUUGACUUUUUAAAUAUGGACGUGUCAGGUGUUUAUGACCCGUCUCUUGGUCAGAAACAGCCAUUUGAUGGAGUAGCCUUGUAUCUGGUACAUCGAAGGAAAUCCGAUGAAGAUUUACGGGCCCUCCUGCAACAGGCAGCAGCGAUGCGGGAACAACAUAAAACGCCAGCAAAACCAAUACAAUCCAAAAGUGAUACGUUUAACCUGCCAGCUUUAUUUGAUUUCGCGACUAUACACGGAUUAAAUCUUGCUAGACCUGAAAUAUACGAGGACAGGGUAGCCAAAACCGAGGUCUUGUUUAAGAAAGGGAGCAGAAACCAAAAUACGACAAAGCCUGAAGAUCCUAAGAAUCUUGAAAAUAUUGUUCCCCUGAGCAUGUUCGAUAUGAAGGCUGGAGUGAACGAAGAUAUCAUCAGAUGGACGAGCUGCGAUGAUUUUGCGAAGAAAGCGCGGUUCCAUCCAAGAGACGUGGCGGGGGUGGACUGGGUCCCGUUCUACUUGUGGUCGAUGCAGACUUAUCCAAUCCCUGAGGAGUUUAAAUUCUCAUAUCCUACUAGGAGGGUUGUGCAAGAAUACAAAGAUCUGUACGAGUCAAAGUUGACGAAGAAAAUAGACUGGACAGCACCCAUGUUGCUUCUGCGUAACUGGCUUGAGAUGCUUCUAGUAGCCGGGGACAAGAGAGGGCUGUUCUAUGGCAUCCCUAAGUCUGCCAUCCCAGACGAUGUUAGAAAUUCAACGACAUGGUACCCACACGCUACAAUCAGAAUGAAGAUGGUGGACCAAUACCUUGCAAUGAUGUUCUGUGAGGAGCACUUGGCCAUGAUGCUGGCUGUGGUGGGGGAAGAGCCGGACCCUCAAGAGAGCGCCGCCGAGGCUGCCAAGCUUGGCUUCCAUGGCAUCGGGGCUCCUGUGACCAAACAGGGCCAAGUGGGGUCACCGAAAGAUGAUAGGUUUGAAGACUUUAACGAAAAAAUGAAUCUAGAUCAGCAUUCUGCUGUUGUGAAGUCUUUCUAUACACCAUAGAUGAAAAGUUGUGUAGGAAUACAAACCAUAAUACCUACAAUUUUUUAACUUUAAAAAUAAUGGUGCUUUAAUGUUUACUAUUGUAUAAAUAUCUAAUUAAGCAAUCUGCAAAAUAGAUGCAAACGAUGUAAUAUGUUUAAUUAAGAAAGGUCGAAAAACUAGUCAUAGUCUGACGUAAAAAAAACAAUAUACGCAAAUAUUAGGAAUGGAAUUUCAACAGCUAAGUAAU